Messenger RNA from Eucalyptus grandis, 588 nucleotides. Its product is annotated as annexin D2-like. Gene Ontology annotation, cellular component: cytoplasm. Bases 1 to 588 code for a protein of 195 amino acids. The transcript is spliced from 3 exons. NCBI's taxonomy places the organism in Eukaryota, Viridiplantae, Streptophyta, Magnoliopsida, Myrtales, Myrtaceae. Gene Ontology annotation, molecular function: calcium-dependent phospholipid binding; calcium ion binding. The record is from RefSeq and is a predicted model, not a curated record.
AUGACGUGUGAUCUUCAAAAUUCUUUCCCUCUCUAUGAUUUCCAUCAAAUUUUUGUGGUCUUGUGUUUGCUUGAGGCUUCUGAACGCGAUGCGCUCUUGGCACAUAGAGCAAUCCUAAAGGGGGAUAAUGAUGUUCUCAUAGAGCUAGUUUGCACAAGGUCUCCCCGGCAGUUGUGUUUGGCAAAAGAUGCAUAUCAGGCUCUAUACAAGAAGUCAGUCAAAGAGGACAUUGCUCAAGCCAGGGCUAGGAUAUGUCAUGAGCUGUUGUUACCUCUCACCAGCCCAUAUCAUUAUUCUGGGCUGAAAGUGGACGAACAUGAGGCACAAAAAGAUGCUCCGAUGCUCCAUGAGAAGACCUCGGAGAAGGAUUAUAGCAACAGGGAUGUGAGAUGGUUUUUGGCCACUAGGAGCAAAGCACGGCUCAAGGCUACACUUGAUCAUUACAGAUGUGCUUAUGGAAAUGAUAUCUACAAGGAUCUGGAAGCUGAUCCAACUAAUCAGUUCCUUCAUAUACAGAGAAAUACAAUCGAGUGCCUGACUUGCCCCGAGAAGUAUUUUAGGAAGGUUCUUCAUGUGGCCAUCAUGUAA